ACUGCAGCAUCUAGUCUGUUUAAUCCAAAGAAGAAGAAGAAGAAGGAGCUGACUUUGUGAUUUGUAAUGGCAGGUUGUUAAACAUUACACCUAACAACAGGCGAAACCAUGUAGUGUUUAAUAAUUAAUCUCGGACUUACUUUUCGAAGUAAUAUAUUUUAUGAGAUUAAACACUUGCCUGUGUGAAAGUGAAGCGCCAAAGGAGUAAAAAAAAGCGCACUACUAGGCUAUUUGUGGUGGGGGUCUGUACUGACUGCACGGUGACUCCUCAGGAAAGUACGUUAGAGUGUAUUUUAAGUUGCGAGUUUAUUUAAUUGAUCAAUUGAUCAAAACUAUGUUUACUCCCGCGAUGUUCGGGACGUUAAAUAGUAAACUGCGACCUGCUUAUAAACAGACUCAGCUACUGUGUAGCCUCAGAAACACACAGAUACCAUGGAGACACAAGACGCAGACCCGAGCCUGCUCUGCCCCUGCAGCGAAUUUCCACUUACUUGAUGACUGUCUUGUGCUCAACUAUGGAGGCACCCCUAUGCAUUUUAACUACGUGUGGCUUCGGGAUCACUGUCGCUCUGCCUCUUCAUACAACGCCAAGACUAACCAGAGAAACCUGGACACUGGAGGUAUAGACCUCAACAUUCGCCCUGAUAAUACAAGAGUGGAGGAUGGUCAUCUCGUCCUCACGUGGCCUGGUGGUCAUGUAUCAAAGUACAGCCUGGGCUGGCUAGCUGAGAACAGCUAUGAAAGACAGAAGCAGAUGACCGUACAGCCACGCGUCCUUUGGAAUUCAGACAUCUAUACAAAAGCAAACAUAUCUUCUGCCAAAUGGGACAAGUUUAUGAGCUGUGAUGAUGAACUAAAGAAGUUUCUUCAGAACUAUCUUCUGUAUGGGAUCGCAUUUGUCGAUGAUGUCCCAGCUACAGUUGAGGCCACAGAGGCAGUUACCCAGAGAGUCAGUCUUAUCAGAGAGACUACAUAUGGGCGAAUGUGGUCCUUCACUUCAGAUUUUUCCAGAGGAGACACUGCCUACAGCCAGCUGGCCCUAGACCGUCACACUGACACCUCAUACUUUCAGGAACCAUGUGGAAUUCAGGUUUUCCAUUGCCUCAAGCAUGAGGGAACUGGAGGAAGGACACUACUUGUGGAUGGAUUCUAUGCUGCUGAAAAAUUACGGCAGAAGUCACCUGAAAAUUUCGAGCUGCUUGCCCGUACACCCAUCAGACACGAGUACAUUGAAAACACUGACAACCACCGAAACCACAUGACAGGCAUCGGCCCUCUGGUUAAUGUCUAUCCUUGGAACAAUGAAGUUUACAUGAUCCGAUACAACAACUAUGACAGAUCAGUGAUUAACACAAUCCCCCAUGAUGCUGUUCAGCGCUGGUAUGUGGCACAUCGAGAGUUGACCACAGAACUAAGGCGUCCAGAGAACGAGCUGUGGGUGAAACUGACUCCAGGGAAAGUGAUUUUCAUUGACAACUGGCGUGUCAUGCAUGGGAGGGAGUCUUUCACUGGUCUGAGGCAACUCUGCGGAUGCUAUCUGACCAGAGACGACAUCCUCAGCACUGCACGCUGCUUCGAUCUGCAGGCAUGACCCUGGACAAGAAGGUCCCUUCACUUCUGUGCCUUAUCAGUUGGCCUGUAAUGUACAGCAGGUUUAAAUCUCAGAUGCUGAAAAUUCUCUUGAUUCAAGACAAUCAACCAGUCCCACUCAUGGUGCAUAUUGUACCCCACCUAUCCCUGUGCAUUCUUUUGUAAUUGAUGUUUGUUCCCAAACAGCUUGCAAUUGUUGAGCUCAUACAAUCAUAUGAUCAAAUGAAAUGAUGUAAUGGAGAAUUGAGCAAAAUGCAUUAAGAAGUCAGUGAGUUACAGUCAUGUUUACUGCACAGUGUUGUGUUUGGCAAACAAGUAUAGUAUUGGAUGUUGAGUUAAAAUACUGAACAUGUAGGUCUUCAUGACAAAAAGCUGUGGAGCAAUAAAAAAAACAACUCCAUUGUGAGAAUCCAAAGUUCAAGAGUUCAAGUGACACCAGCAUUAUUGUAUUCUACAGUAGUGAGGUGUGUGUGCGCACACGUGAUGGUUUUUAGAAUCACUGUCAAAUACCCAUCUACAGAUAUGAUGAAGUCAGAAAUAAUAAUUCAAAAUUGUCAGAAUACUGACGGCCAGUAUGCAAAGGAACAAAUGAGCCACUUUGUUACAUAAAAUGUACAUAGUUGCACACAAUUUAUGAGUAAUUACUUUUGACUAAUAUUUAUUGUUAUUUACUUAUUAUUUGAGAUGUAUACCUUAUCAUAAUUGCAGUUUUAAUUGAAUUUCUGUAUGUUUCCACCUCCUAACAGUAAAACCAUCAUUUGAAGCCUGA
Thunnus maccoyii (southern bluefin tuna) is the source of this 2359-nucleotide messenger RNA. It is a transcript of the gene tmlhe, whose product is annotated as trimethyllysine hydroxylase, epsilon. Gene Ontology annotation, cellular component: mitochondrion. The coding region runs from base 335 to 1591 and encodes 418 amino acids. The record is from RefSeq and is a predicted model, not a curated record. NCBI's taxonomy places the organism in Eukaryota, Metazoa, Chordata, Actinopteri, Scombriformes, Scombridae. Gene Ontology annotation, biological process: carnitine biosynthetic process. Gene Ontology annotation, molecular function: trimethyllysine dioxygenase activity; iron ion binding. The transcript is spliced from 7 exons.